Messenger RNA from Aspergillus niger, 546 nucleotides. RefSeq lists its product as hypothetical. The coding region runs from base 1 to 546 and encodes 181 amino acids. Lineage: Eukaryota; Fungi; Ascomycota; Eurotiomycetes; Eurotiales; Aspergillaceae. The transcript has 5 exons. The record is from RefSeq and is a predicted model, not a curated record.
AUGGCAAAGCAGAUUGGGUGUCGAUCUGUUCCACUCCACGUGUUGAAGCUUGACCGCUUGGGUCUUCGGAUGGAGACUCGUCAGUCUCAAAACUCAUUUGGGCAGCUCAAUAACCUUGCAUCAAUUGGAUCAUCUCAUCAAGGUAGACCUUUGAUUAUCCCAUCGCGUAUGCGGACGGUUCAAACAUACAUGGGACGGAAACGCGAUUACGGCAUGGACAUGGAACGUCCGAAUGCGUCGGCAAUCCGAUCUAGAAGGAUAUUCUUAUCUCUGUCGCUCACAGAUGCAGCCCGGUCCGUGGAAGUACCAUUUCACAGGGAUGGAGUAGGAUGCCUAAGGCACUUACAGGCGCCGAGGCUUUGUGAAGGGCUACCUUCAUGGCAACUCAUACGUCUCAUGUAUGAUGAACAUGCUUCAAGCAAUAUAUCUUCUCAUCAAUUUCAUGUGCUACAAGGUAACCUCUCUCAGCGUAUAGGCGGCUACCUUGAUGUGUAUAUCGUCCAACCUGGUAAGCGUUGGUUUCGAGAUCAUGCUCCUAUGGAGUAA